UGUAUGUGGCUGUUCUGUUUGCUGAGCCUUUAUAUUCCUGUUCCUUUGGCCAUGCAGGCAGAAAGGUAGCCAGGUAGUUGUCCAGAUGAUUUCAGUGUGACAUUUUUAAGAGCAGAAAAACAAAGCUGCAUUUGCUCUGCUAGAGGCUGAUGUGCUGGGUUGCUGUUUGUGAAGGUGCUGGAUCUCUGCCAUGGCCAAGUGGCUCUGCAACCAAACCUGGAAAACCCAAAGGGAAGAAAAAGAUUUCGUCAGUGCGGCAGAAGUUUGAUCACCGGUUCCAGCCUCAGAAUCCACUGUCUGGAGCCCAGCAGUUUGUGGCUAAAGAUCCUCAGGAGGAUGAUGACCUGAAGCUGUGCUCCCAUACCAUGAUGCUUCCCACGCGUGGCCAGCUAGAAGGAAGGAUGAUUGUAACUGCAUAUGAGCAUGGGCUGGACAACGUCACAGAGGAUGCGGUGACAGCUGUGGUUUAUGCUGUAGAGAACCAUCUUAAGGACAUUCUGACAUCUGUAAUAUCCAGACGAAAAGCCUAUCGGCUGCGAGAUGGCCACUUCAAGUAUGCCUUUGGAAGCAAUGUUAAUCCUCAGCCAUACCUGAAGAACAGUGUUGUUGCUUAUAACAAUUUAAUUGAGUGCCCUCCAGCCUGUGUGACACCUUCUGCUGGUCAGAGUGUAGCCCCUCAGCCCCCACCCGAUGAUGCGGAGCAGCAGGCAGCGCUACUGCUGGCAUGCUCUGGAGAUACUUUGCCAGCAUCCCUCCCUCCAGUGAACAUGUAUGACCUUUUUGAGGCGUUGCAGGUACACAAGGAAGUUAUUCCUGCACACACUGUCUACGCCCUAAACAUUGAGAGAAUUGUCAUGAAACUCUGGCAUCCAAACCAUGAGGAGCUGCAGCAGGAUAAGAUCCACCGCCAGCGCCUGGCAGCAAAGGAGGGCCUUCUACUCUGCUAGAGCCUGGCAGCCACGUCAGGCCCCUGAUGGCUGCUGUGCUGUUCCUUGGACUUGAUGCUGGGAUGCUUCUUAAAAUCCCAUGCCUAUGCUUCAAGGAAGAUGUAAGUUAGGAGUCAGCUUUUCCUAUGGAAAUACUACUGAGGUAAUGUAAGUGGUACACUUUCUCUGCUUCCCAAGAGUCUUGUGCCAUGGAGUGCUUGCAGCAAUCCCACUAAAUUGGAAAGGAGGAAUGAGAUUUGUUUGCAAAAACUGUUUUGUUGUUUUUUGUUGGUUUUUUUUUUUAAUAAAUGUGAGGGUGUAGAGUUGGUUUUAAAUAGUGUGUGUGUCUAUUUGUGAACGUGAUAACUGUCUCCUUGCCAUCCCCCUAAAGUAGUUUCCCUUCUGAGCUCAGCCUGCAUGAGCCUUGUCCAGCUUCUCUUGCAGUUGGUGGGAUCCUUUCCAUUCAUUUAAGUGGAAACAGUUGACUGCUAGGACAUAAAGAUGAACAGU
This is a messenger RNA of Meleagris gallopavo (turkey), 1436 nucleotides long. The record is from RefSeq and is a predicted model, not a curated record. Lineage: Eukaryota; Metazoa; Chordata; Aves; Galliformes; Phasianidae.